Molecule: messenger RNA, 5940 nt
Organism: Naumovozyma castellii
Lineage: Eukaryota; Fungi; Ascomycota; Saccharomycetes; Saccharomycetales; Saccharomycetaceae
Gene: UBR1
Product: E3 ubiquitin-protein ligase UBR1
Exons: 1
Coding region: 1-5940 (1979 amino acids)
Source: RefSeq, a predicted model, not a curated record
AUGAGCGACGUAUCGGAUAAUACUAAGGAUUUAAACUCCAUUUUACAAUCCCUCCAUGAUAUUCCAUAUCUGAAGUCAUCAAGGAACCCUACAGAGAGGGCCAAGAUGGACCAUGCCUUGAAGAAAUUGAUUUUUUCAUUGUUAUACUAUUCCAUCACCAAUAAGGGUCAAAACUUGAGUAAUUUAUUCCAUUUCAGACUGGAUGAAGGCUUAACUAUAGAUGAUCUGAAAUUUCCUGCUUCGUUGGAUGAAAUAAUGGAUAUGGAAAAUUAUAGCAAAGGUGAUGAAUUUUAUAAAUUUAAGAUUGCUACAGCGACGGCAAGUGCUGAUGCUGAUAGUGCAUCCAGCCCUGAAUCUGAGUCUAAGAUAUUGAAAAGAUUCAAUCAUAUGGGGAGAAACUGUGGUAAGAAAUUUAAGUUGGGAGAACCCCUUUAUAGAUGUAAAGAAUGUGGGUUUGAUGACACAUGUGUCCUUUGCAUCCAUUGUUUUAAUCCUAAAGAUCAUGAAAAUCAUCAUGUUUAUACCGAUAUUUGUACUGAUUUUACAAGUGGGAUUUGUGACUGUGGAGAUCAAGAAGCUUGGCAUGCACAACUGCAUUGUAAGGCUGAAUUAGCAUCUGCUUCUGUGGACACCGCUGACGAUAUGGAGGAAGACUUAGAAGCCAUCUUUGAUACCAAUAAUAAAAUUAUACGAUCAUUGAUGGUAUCUACACUAUCUACAGUCUUUGAUUAUUUUAUUGACAUGUUUAACCAAAAUAUUGAACCCCUACCCGUAUUUACUAAAGAAAUCACAUUAAAAUUAAGGGAAUUGACACAGCAGGGCAAAAUAGAUGAGAGAUCGCAAUUACUAAAGGAUUUAGCUUACUCUAAUAAGUUCUUAAACAAUCAAGAGAUUCCGGUGGAGGAAAGAGAUUAUACCGUGAUGAUUUAUAAUGAUGAGUAUCAUAAUUAUUCCCAAGCGACAAUGGCUUUAAGACAGGGGGUCCCAGAUAAUGUUCACACGGAUCUUUUAACCUCAAAGAUAGAUAGUGAAGGUAGAGCAAUGUUAAAAUGUUCAAAUGAUUUGACAAAUUUGAUUGAAGGAUUCUUUGCCGUACAAACUAACGGAUUAAGUGCCACACUGACAACUUGGUCUGAAUAUAUUCAUCAGGAAGCUUGUAAAUAUAUUAUUAUUUGGUUGUCUCAUUGUCUCUCGUUACCAAACGCAAAAUUUCAAACUUUAUUUAGAGACGUUCUAGGUGAAGUGCUUUGUCAACCCAGGACAGAACCAACAAUUGACAGCAAUAGUAGAGAUAUGAUAUCUGUUGUAGAAACACAUUUCAAAAAAAAUUUGCCUGAUAAUAAUCCAUAUAAAUUUAUUGAUGUUUCCAUUUUUGCCCCGAACCUACAGAUCCCCUUGGGUCAUCAUAGUCUAUUAAACCCAACCGAGGACAAUUUAAACCAUAUUUCAAACUUGUCAAAUGCCAUUGUGAAACCAACAACAAGAACAUAUUCGAAUACCAGAUUACAGCAUUUGCUAUAUAUGGAUAAUCGAUAUUGGAAAAGAUUAAGAAAGGAUUUACAGAAUGUUAUAAUACCAACGUUGGCUUCAAGUAUCAUUUAUAAACCAAUAUUUUGUCAGCAGGUUGUGGAAAUAUUCAAUCAUAUCACAAGAUCGAUUACAUACAUGGAUAGAGAGCCCCAACUUACCGCUUUGAGAGAAUGUGUUGUUCAAUUGUUUACCUGCCCUACAAAUGCCAAAUGGAUAUUUCAAAAUGGUACACAUUUCAUUGAUAUUGUUUGGUCUGUGAUCGAUGUUUUCAUGGAAUUUUGUAAAAUUGAAAAUGGGACCCUAAUUUGGCAGAGAGUUCAAGUGAGUAAUUUGACAAAGAGUUAUACGAUCUCCUUUAAACAAGGUCUGUACACAGUAGAGACUCUAUUGAGCAAGAUAAGCGAUCCAAAUAUUUUAUUAAGGCGCAUGGAAUUCAUCACAGUGAUGACACUCUGUAAAAUAUUUAAUGGUGCUUGGAAAAUAAAGAGGAAAGAGGGUGAGCAUGUUAUUCAUGAAGAUCAGCAUUUUAUUCCAUACCUAGAAUAUACCACAUCCAUCUAUGGAAUCAUACAGACUUUAGAAAAAUUAUUGGAAAAUAAUAAAACGAUGAUUAACAAAGAGCUUUUAGGUAAUUCUAUCCAUUUGUUAAACACUUUGUUAAGUCAUAAAUCGUUGGUCUAUAAGUUAGUGUAUGAUUCUCAUGAAAUUGUUAAAUUUACAGUGAGUAACGAAAGAGUGUCCUACAUGAAUCCUAUACAUACAUUAUUUUCAUUUCUCAUUGAGAAAAUUUCAUUGGAGGAUGCUCGUAGAAUUGUAUCUAAAGAAUGUGAUGAUUUCUUGAAAAUAUCAGAUUUUUCUUUAAGAUCGGUUGUACUCUGCUCUCAAAUUUAUGUUGGAUUUUGGGUUAGAAAUGGUGCAUCGGUUCUCCACCAAGCGUCAUAUUAUAAGAACAACCCAGAAUUGAACUCCUACUCUAGAGACAUACAUUUGAACCAAUUGGCGUUACUUUGGGAAAAAGAUGACACCCCCAGAGUUAUUUAUAACAUGUUGGAUAGAUGGGAAUUGUUAGAUUGGUUCAAUGGUGAUGCAGAAUAUAACAAAACAGUAUAUCAGGAUAAGGUUUCCCUAAUUUUCCAACAGUUCAUUGCAUUUACUUAUCAACUAUUGACUGAAAGACAGUUCUUCAAAAGUUUUGCUUCCUCUGAGGAAAGAAUUUUAUCUCAAAUAAAGAAUGCAAUUAUUUAUUCCCUUUAUUCAAAGCCACUCUCAUAUUCAAAACUUUUAAGAUCUGUUCCAGACUAUUUGACGGAGGACUCUACUUUAUUUGACUCAGCACUAAGUGAGGUUUCUAUCUUCGUUGAACCUAAAGGUUUAGCAGAUAACGGUAUCUUCAAAUUGAAAGAAUCGUUAUUCUCUAAGAUUGAUCCUCUUAAGUUAUCAAACUUAGGUAACGAAUUUGAAUCAAGUUCAGCAAUUAUUAAGGCACAUAUUGCAAAACAGAAAAAGACUACUGAUUUACCAUCCAUUAUACUUCAACCCCAAAUCACCCCAGUAAAGCAUUUAGAUAAAGAUACUCAAAAUUUGGGCAACUUCACUAGAUCAUCUGUAUUUACCAAAGUCAUCUAUAAGCUACUUCAAGCUUGUUUAGAUAAUGAAGAUGGGACAUUCUUAAACGAACUAUUGCAUUUAAUACAUGGUAUCUUCAAAGAUGAUGAACUUAUCAAUGGGAAAAACUCAUUACCUGAAACUUAUAUUUCAAAACCUAUUUGCGCUUUGUUAUUAAGUAUUGCAAAUAGUAAGAGUGAGGCGUUCUCUGAGCAUAUCCUUAAGAAAGCUGAUUAUUUACUACAGGAGAUGAUCUUAAAGAAACCUGAGGAAAUAUUUGAAUCGUUAGUAAAUAGUUUUGGUCAAGAUUUAGUUGAUGAGUACAAAGCAAAGAAAUUAAAUCAAGGUGUAAACCUUGAAGAAAAUGAGAAAGAAAGAAAAAGAAGAUUAGCGAAGAAGCGUCAAGCUAAGUUAAUGGCCAAAUUCAACAGUCAACAGAACAAGUUCAUGAAGGAAAAUGAAGAAGAAUUCGAAAAGGAACAGAGUGCCGAAACUGAUUCCUUAAACAGUGACAAGGUUUUGAAUUAUGAAGACUUCACGUGUUCCUUAUGUCAAGAUGAUACUUCAGAAGAUUUCUUUAUUAUACCAACCUACCAUGAACAUUCACCGAUAUUUAGACAAGGUGAUAUUUAUAAUGUUGAUGAGUAUGGUCGUCCAUGGAAUGGAUUUACCAAUGAUGAUCAAAAUUUAACUUAUAUCAAUGAUACAGAUUUAGAGAACUUGAAGACGGAUGGAUUCCGAGGCUCAAGAAAGGUUUUUGUUUCCUGUAAUCAUCAUAUUCACUAUAACUGUUUCAAGAGAUAUAUUCAGAAGAAAGGAUUUCUUUCCACUGGAUUUAUUUGUCCCCUUUGUCAAACUUUCUCCAAUUCUAUUGUACCUGUGUGGUGUAUACCCAAGAUAGAUCCACAACCAUAUCUUGAUAAUUUACUGAAAGAGGAAAUAUCCGUUGAUUCAUUCAUUCAUAUUCUAAGGGAGUUUAGUUCUGAUGAAUUCCACAGUGUCUACGAUUUUUUCGAGGAUGUGUUUACUGACUAUCAAUCAUUUGACAAAAGAGUACGUAAGAUCGAUGGAUUCACUGUCGCCGAUACGGCAUUGGUCUUAAUAAAUCAUUGGACGAAUACGAUAUCAAUGCUAGAGAUUUCUUCCAGAUUGGAUGUUUCUCCGAAUGAAUCAUUUUUGAAAAACAGAGAACAAAAAUAUAAAACUUUGAAAAACGUUUUGAUCUGUAUGGUUUUGUUAGCCUCUAGUAUAGGUAAACCAAACGUUACUCUUUCUCCAUAUGUCAAUCAGAAAUCCGUCAUUUGGAAUCAAAAUCAAGUGUUCCAAUAUAUUACUAAAGAAUGUCUCUUUAGUACAGCAAAGCGUUCCAUUCGUGAUAUUAUCACAGAGACUUUGAUUAGAUACUGUAAUCAAAUCUUAACUGAUUUUAUCUCACAAGCUGGCUCAUCUUCCCAAAUCAAGGAAAAUUAUGAAAAGGUGAGGGCAUCGGGAGAGAUAUAUGACAUUAAUAUUGAAAUGCUGGAAACUUUAAAGAGUGUUCAAAAUAACGAUAUGGUUAAUGAGAACGAAGAAGCCACAAUGUUCUAUAACCUAGCAUACACGUGUCUAUUGAGUAAUAUUCUGCCUACUCUAAGAAGAUGCUUAAUUUUAAUUAAAGUAUUCCAUGAAUUAUUAAAUGAAUCUGGCGAAGCUCCUUUUAUAAUCGAAGGGAUCGAUAUUGAAAACGACCUUGUUGGAUAUUCCACUCCAGAGUACAUUGACACUUUAAUAUCUUUGCUAACAUACCAUAGAUCCCUUAAAGAGUUAUUAACAAUUGGUACUAAGGCUUUAGAAGCUAUGGGGUCUGAUAGGGAGAUUGAUCCUUACUUACAAAAUAUCCCGUAUGAGUAUUGUGGUAUUGUUAAAAUGGUUGAUUUAGCCAAAUAUUUGAACACGUAUAUUACCAAUACAAGGGAUAUCAAAUUAAGGGAAGAACAACCUACUAAAAACGGUAGCAACAGAUUAGACUUUAGAAUCUGUUUAACAUGUGGUGUGAAAAUCCAUUUAAGGGCAGAUCAUCAUGAAAUGUCGAGACAUUUAGCGAAGAAUUGUUUUAAGUCGUUUGGUGCGUUCUUAAUACCAAACACUUCUGAAGUUUGUUUAUAUCUAGGUCAUCCUCCAUCGACUGUCUUUAUUUCGGCGCCUUAUUUAAAUUCACAUGGUGAAGUUGGUAGAAAUGCCAUGAAACGUGGUGAUUUAACUACGUUGAAUAUCAAGAGAUAUGAAUAUUUGAACAAAUUAUGGAUUAAUAAUGAAAUUCCAGGUUACAUUAGUAGAGUUAUGGGUGAUGAAUUUAGAGUGAGUAUUCUAUCUAAUGGAUUUGUGUUUGCAUUGAAUAGAAACGCUAGACCAAGAAGAGUUCCUGCACCAGACGAAGAUGAGGAGGAUGAAGACGAUUUCAACGAUGACGAAGGAGAUGAGUUUUACGUAGAUGAAGAUGAUGCAGACUUUGAUCCUGACAAUGAUAACCCUAAUCAGCCACCGAAUCUUCGAUUAUUUGGAGAAGAUGGUAACGCUAUGGGAGGAUUCUUAGAAAUGUUUGAGAAUUUCAGAGAUGCACUUGAAGGAGGUGCUACUACGGAACAAGCAAUUCCUCCACAAUUCCAGUUCUUUGGUCCUCGAUUUGAUAAUUUCAAUUUUACAAAUCAAGAAGGAACCCAAGAAGAUGAAGAGGAGGGAAAUGAAACUACUAAUGAGAAUGAUCAAGACCACAGUGGUCAAGAUAACAAUGAGAGUGACGGUGAGGAAUCACACGGGUCCUGGUAA